This is a messenger RNA of Cuculus canorus (common cuckoo), 4097 nucleotides long. RefSeq names its product complement C7 (gene C7). Gene Ontology annotation, molecular function: protein binding. The transcript has 18 exons. Gene Ontology annotation, biological process: immune response. The coding region runs from base 330 to 2825 and encodes 831 amino acids. Gene Ontology annotation, cellular component: membrane attack complex. The record is from RefSeq and is a predicted model, not a curated record. NCBI's taxonomy places the organism in Eukaryota, Metazoa, Chordata, Aves, Cuculiformes, Cuculidae.
GGAAGAUAGGGAAAGAUGAUAGUUCUUCCAGUAAGCGCUCUUCACAACUUUGCGCCAGCCCCAGUCAGUACAUCCAAGCCUUGAUUUAUAUGUCUUAAAAGUACUGAGCACCUCCCAAAGCAGGCUGUGUCCCUGGAGAGUGCUAGAUGGGUUAAGAUUAAAAUUCCUCAGCAAUAUUCAGCCUUUUUAGGGAAGGAAAAGCAGAAUAGCAAGGCGGAGUGAGAAGAGAUGUACAGUAGCAGACAGACUGACUGACUCCUUUGGCUGCUGAAUUUAGUGAAACUGCAUUUUCCCUGGUAAUUGCUGGAUAUCUGAGUAUUUCAUCUAACAUGAAGGUGCUGGGGAUUUUUCUGUUGCUGGAAGUUUCAGGCUUCUUUCCCAUUUUUUCCGGCGCUUCCCCUCCAGUCCAUUGCCGCUGGAAUUCCUUUGGCCCUUGGUCCGAGUGUGAUGGCUGUACUCAGAAACAGAUUCGGAGACGGACAAUAGCAGUUUAUGGCCAAUAUGGGGGAAACCCUUGCUCUGGGGAUGCCUUUGAAACAAGACCAUGCACCCCCACAAGGGGAUGCCCAACAGAGGAUGGAUGUGGUGAUCGGUUCAGGUGUUUCUCAGGUCAGUGCAUUAGCAGAUCUCUUGUGUGUAACGGAGAUCAGGACUGUGAGGAAGAUGGUGCCGAUGAAGAUCGAUGUGAAGAGAAGAGAACUGUAUGUGAUACUGAUAAAACGCCUCCGAAUUCAGACCUUACAGGAAGAGGCUUUGAUGCCGUUACUGGUGAGACUAGGGGAAGAGUCAUUCACACGAAAAGCUUUGGAGGACAAUGCAGAAAGGUCUUUAGUGGCGAUGGGAGAGAGUACUACAGGCUGAGUGAAAGUGUUCUUGCUUAUACUUUCCAGGUUAAAAUUCAGAAUGAUUUCACUUAUGAAUUUUUCAACAGUAGCUGGUCUUAUAUGAAACACACAGAGAGGUAUGAAAAAUCAAACAAUGGACAUAGUUACUCACAGACAAAAAAUCUGCAACACAGUCAAAAGAGUAAGCAGCUGAUGGUUGUUGAGAACAGUGUGGAAGUUGCUCAGUUUAUUAACAAUCGCCCAGACUUUCUCAGUCUUGCGGAGCCCUUCUGGAAGGAACUGGCCAACCUUCCAGUCGUCUAUGACUAUAAUGUCUACCGAAGACUUAUUGAGCAUUUUGGCACUCAUUUCUUACACUCUGGAUCUCUAGGAGGACAUUACAAAGUUAUUUUUUAUAUGGAUACUGACAAAAUGAAAGCAGAAGGUAUGAACAUAAGGGACAUGUACGAGUGCACCACAUCAGGCUGGAACAUUUUCAUUGUGAAAAAGAAGAAAGUGAAGUGCUCCAAACUGGAAGAACUGCUGCAGACUUCUUCAGGAAGCAGUGGAAAUAAGAUUAAAGGAGAACCCUACAUAGAAGGAGGAAGCCCCGGUGCUGUUGCUGGCCUUAGUUAUCUAGAGCUGGAUAAUCCUGCUGGGAACAGUCAGAGAUACUCCUUUUGGGCCAGAUCAGUGACAGACUACCCCACAGUAAUUAAACAAAAGCUAACACCAUUAUAUGAGCUGGUAAAGGAAGUGCCUUGCUCCUCAGUCAAAAAACAUAACCUAAAACAAGCCAUUGAACAAUAUAUAGCUGAAAAUGAUCCCUGCAAAUGUCAGCCUUGCCAGAACGGCGGUGAGGCGGCUGUGGAAGGAACUCAGUGCGUGUGUUACUGCAAGCCUUACACCUUUGGAGCAGCUUGUGAGCUGGGAACUCUUGUGCAAGAUCAGCCAGGUGUUGUUAAUGGACACUGGAGCUGUUGGUCUUCCUGGAGUCCUUGUUCAGAGGGGAGGAAAUCAAGGAGUAGAACCUGCAACAACCCAUCCCCACGUGGUGGAGGGAAGGCCUGUGUAGGAGAACAGCAUGAAAACAGACCUUGUGAAGAUGAAGAGUUGCAGCAUUUUCGCUUGAUUGAACCACACUGUUUUGAUUUAUCCGUAACUCCUACAGAAUUCUGUUCACCUCCUCCUCCCUUGGAAAAUGGAUUUGUUCAAAAUGCUGAAAACUCAUACCCUGCUGGGAAAAGCAUUUUUUAUGCUUGCAAGCAUGGAUAUUCUCUUGUUGGUGAUCCUGUUGCUAAGUGUGGCAGUAACUUACAGUGGCAAGUUGGAGAGAGAUAUUGCCGAGAAACCACUUGUCUCCUGCCUGUCCUGGAGGCAGACUUGCAAGGGGAGCCAUGGAAACCUGUGUAUGAGAUUGGUGAAAGAAUAACUCUGUCCUGUCCACGUGGCAUGCACUUAGAAGGGACACGCUCCAUUUUGUGUGAGUCCAGUCUCAAGUGGUCUCCUGAUGUGAAGACUAUCAGGUGCAAGAGGCCAGUGCCCAGUGUGAAACCAGAAGUGACAGAGCCUAAAUGUCAACCAUGGGAGAAAGUGCAUCAGUCACAAUGUGUGUGCAAAAUGCCCUAUGAGUGUGGUCCUUCCCUGGACAUCUGUGCUACAGAUCAAAGAACCAGGAGAAACACAGCCUUAACUGUUUGCAAGAUGCAUGCCUUGGAGUGCACGGGCAGAAAAUAUUCUCUUACUAAUGCAGAAAACUGCAAAAUACCUCAGGCAACUGAAAUAUCAUGUGGAUCAUGCCGUUCCUGGGAGAAAUGUGAUGUGCUAUCCAGCAGUUGUGUUUGUGAUGAAGACAAGCUGUGUGAUGAAGGAGGCAUCCAGAUCUGUGCUGAAGUCAGCGGCUCUGCUGCCCGUCGGACCAUGACUGAGUGUGAGGUUGGGUGGCUCAAAUGCCGAGGGGAGACUGUCACCCUUGUCAGCAUAAGGCCCUGUGACAUAUAGAGCAAAUAAGAUAUGUUGCGGUUCAUUUUGCUUAUUGCCCCAGGAAAUGUCAAAGUUUGCCAGCUCUUGGGCAGGACAUGCUUCGAACCUUGCUCUUCCAAAUGUAAGCUCUGUUGUGAAGUCCACUGCAGCUGAUGAGGCUGUAUGCGUCAGCUCUUGUUGCCAGUGCAUCAGGGCCCAAGGCUCUUUGUUAGACAGAGCUGCAGUCACCGCUACCGCUCACGACAGGGCUAUUGCUUCAAGCCUCAACUUAGCACUGGCAAGUUUGCUUCACAUUUCCAUCAAAAUUAAAAAGUAUUGCUGAAGUGCAGUUGCCAAAGUAGCAUUUAUAGUGAUGGAUUACAGUGUCUGACAUUGUAAAUACAUUUUUCUUGAAGCCACACAAACAUCUGCAUGCACUGAGUAGAUUUAUGUUGAAAAAAUAAAUAGGCUUAAGAGGUAUAAGUCUUCUCUUUUAAUGAAGUAGCUACUUCCUACUGUGCUUUACUCAGCCCAUCAAAUAGUAUGCACAUCACUGAACCUGUCGUUGAAACUCUUGGGGGUCAAAACAAUGCGCAGUAAUAGUAAAGGCAGCUUAUUGUAAGGAGAAGACUCCUUGCUUGCAGCUUCUCAUACACAGAAGCACUUCAAAAAAACAAUCACCACUUUACAUUGUCUUAACUACCAUCAUGAGAUAAAUUUGUAAGCAUGGGUAACUUGGAUGCAUUUGUCACGUCCUUGUACGUUCAUGACAGGACCAGUUUGCUUAUAGACCAUUGCACGUAAAAGUCUUCCACCACAGCAAAACGUUCUCAGAGGCAGCUGUUAGGGAAAGUGUAUCUUCAUAGAAGUGGAGACAACUCUGUAUACAGUCCCCCUAGAAAUACCUUUGGGCAAUUUCCUAAGACUCUUCCCGAAUAAAAGAAGUUGCUUACACUCUUUCCUUACGCAGCUCAGUAUAUUGUAUGGUGAAGUCAAGACAGUGAUACCUUUCCUUAGGCAUGGUGUACCCUGCAAUUCCAUUCAGGAGCUUGUCCUGGCAGUCCUAUCCCUUCAGACUAUUCUCAGAAGCAAACAAGGACAAAGGGCUGAGUAGCAAGUGGGUGGUCAAGCAAGUGCAGUACUAUCAGCAUGAAGCCUGUACACUUUUUUAAGUGUCCGAUUUUAUUUCUUACAAUCAUUAAAUACAUAUCAGACAAAAGCUCUCUCUUGCUUUUCUUGUUCGUACCUGUAACUUCCUCACAGAAACCCUGCCCUCAGGUAGAAAAAGCUGGAAAAGCUUUACUUUCCAUG